AGCAUCAGCCUAUGUAACGAAUGUUAUCCACAACUCUCUGUCUCCGUCUCUCUCUCAGUUGCAGUUCGAGGGAGUUUGCCCAAUCAAAUCAGCCAUCAUAGCUUUCUCCUUCCAGGCAUCCCUCUUCCUCUCCUGUUGCCGUUGAAGUUGUAACGAGAUCUUUUCCUGUCUCCUGCUUGCUUCUACUUCUGUUUGGAAAUAAUACGACCAGGAAAUCCGAGAAAAUGGCCUCUUCUGCUAUUGUGUCACGCGCUAGUACAACUUAUUCUAGUCCUCUGAGUAGUCUUGCUUCACAGAAUAAGCCAAGAAACCUCUCAUCGUUCCCAUCUUCUCUCAGUUUGUCCUCAAACCAUAACAUCUCUAAUUUCCCUCUCCAAUUUCAUGCCAAGGGACAACCCUUUACCAAGCGAUCUUCUUCAACUGCUACUAGGCCUCUCAGAGUAAUUUCCAUGGCUCCGCCUAAGCCAGGCGGUAAACCCAAGAAAGUGACUGGGGUUAUUAAGCUGGCUCUGGAGGCAGGGAAGGCCACCCCAUCUCCUCCAGUGGGGCCUGCUCUUGGUUCUAAGGGUGUCAACAUCAUGGCCUUCUGCAAGGAUUACAAUGCCAGGACUGCCGAUAAAGCUGGUUUUGUUAUCCCAGUUGAGAUAACCGUCUAUGAUGAUAAAAGCUUCACUUUCAUCUUGAAGACUCCUCCUGCUUCAGUUUUGCUAUUGAAGGCUGCUGGAGCGGAUAAAGGUUCCAAAGACCCAAAGCGAGAGAAAGUGGGGAAGGUUACUAUUGAUCAAUUGAGGAGCAUUGCUCAAGAGAAAUUGCCAGACCUGAAUUGUUCAACUAUUGAAUCAGCAAUGAGAAUUAUAGCAGGCACUGCUGCUAAUAUGGGAAUUGAUGUUGACCCUCCAGUUCUUGAGCCAAAAAAGAAAGAAUUAGUGUAGUGUUGGUUACUUGGUGCAUUUCCUUAUAGUUUCCUUUGUUUCAUAUUUGUGCCAGUUUUGGCCCUUGGACUCUGUAUUUGGAGUUACAGGAGAUGUUUAUUGGAUGGUUAUCAAGUAGACUGAAUGCUGGAAGAUGGAAAAAGCCUCCAAUUUGCAGUGCUGCAGCAAAGUUAUAGCCAUGCAGGACGACUGAAGCAUAUUUAGAUCCAUUUGAUCUUAUCAAGCACGAAACCUUUCCCAUCUCCCCUUCUUGGUAGGUGAUCCUGUACCACCACUUUCUGGUGCACCUGAACUUUUUGAGGAUGUUUUUGCGAGUGUUAGCUAAUUGUAGUAACUCUAUAUCUUGCAGCGUCUCAGAACUUAAGGACAUGUUAGAAGUGAGGGAAAAUCCUGAUUUCCUAUGAAAAUGUUCAUUUGAUU
Molecule: messenger RNA, 1352 nt
Organism: Coffea arabica (coffee)
Lineage: Eukaryota; Viridiplantae; Streptophyta; Magnoliopsida; Gentianales; Rubiaceae
Source: RefSeq, a predicted model, not a curated record